This is a messenger RNA of Rotaria socialis, 1746 nucleotides long. The record is from the annotation of a GenBank genome assembly. Lineage: Eukaryota; Metazoa; Rotifera; Eurotatoria; Philodinida; Philodinidae.
AUGUCUCACGCUACGAACGCAUCCUUUGAAACUUUACCAGUGGAAAUAUUUCAUCGUAUUUUCGAUAAUCUUGAUGCUCAAACUAUUGUCUUUUCAAUUCGAUCCGUAUGUCGAUUGUUUCAAAGAAUUGUCAAUACCUACAAUCGAUAUAAUUUGGAUUUUAAAUCAAUAUCAAAGUCAGAUUUUCAUCGAUUUUGUCAUUCAAUUAAUCCUCAAAAUGUUACAUCAUUGAGACUUUGUGACGAUGAACAAACUCCAAAUCAAAUAGCCUUAUUCAUGUCAUUAGUUCGUCUUCGGCAAUUUAGUCGACUUCAUGCAAUAAGCUUUCUUGGCAUUGCAGAAUUUCAAUUGAACAUGAUUUUAAAACGCAUGCAUUUAAAUUGUUUGACUUCAUUUUCAUUAAAUAUUCAACAAUAUGAUAGUAGACGGCGAAAAACAACAUUGAAAUUUCUUUCGUCAAUUUUAGUUCAUCCAAGUCUUCGAAAAGUUGAAUUAAACAUAAAAAAUGAUCUUAUACAUAAUAUAUCAUGGCCAACCAAUGUUCAGCUUGUUCAUUUAACUAUCGAUUCCGAUAUUAGUUUUGAUACUAUGUUGACUAUUCUUUCAUGUUCGUCUCAACUACAUACACUUGUUCUGAAACAAAACUUGCCAAGACUAAUGUACAAAACGAAACAAACAUUUUCUUUCCCACAAUUAACGGCAUUGACAAUAGAAAAUUUAAAUGAUACUAUGGAUAAACUCGAAUCAUUCCUAUUGUGUUUACCAUUACUUAUUGAUCUAAAAUUAAUUGGUGAACACUGUGACUUAGAUGGUAAAAGAUGUCAACAAUUUAUUCAGAUGAAUCUUCCCUAUUUGAAUAAUUUUCAGUUCUUUAUUGAUAUUAUUAAAUCAACACUUCAAACUCUGAAUGAUCUAGAACAAAUAAUUGAAUCAUUUCGAAAUCCUUUUUGGACUGACUAUAAAAAGUGGUUUGUAGCCGCUCAAUUGAAGUCUGACCCCUCGUAUUGCAUUCAAAUUUAUUCAAUACCAAUUUGUAAAUCUGUUCUUCGGUAUGAAUUCAAUUCAUAUAAUAUUUUUCGUUCGAAUUCGGCAAUUUUGUCGAAUAACGAUCCAUUGAUAAUAAAGAAUAUUAAUGAACUUAUUUUUCCAUUGAAAUCGUCAACAUAUCGAAUUAUGAAUGAAGACGAAUUAGCAACAAAUACUCCUAGAUAUUUUAAUGUAACUAAAAUUGAUGUAACUAUUGAUAGGCGAACUAUUUUGGACUCAUUAAAAUUUCUUACGUCAGUAGUCGACGUUUCAAAAUUGGUUGAAGUCAAAUUAGAAAGUUUUUAUUUUAAUAAAGACAAUCAAACUAUGUUGUUUGAAAUUGUGUCUAUUCUUGAUCAAGCACGUUCUCUUUUGUCCUUGGUAGUGCAUAGUAAUUAUUGUAAAUAUGAAUUGUAUCCAUAUUUAAAUCGUUUAUGCUCAAUAAUUCCACGUCAGCUCAAACAUUUACGAAUGCCGGCCAAUGAAUUAAAUCAAAUUGAAGUUAUUUUUGAACGAUGUCAAAAUCUGUCGAUUGUACAAUUUGAAAUAACUCGUACGAAAUUUUCGUUAGAAGUCAUUAAGUGGUUUAAUCAACAUACAGCUGAUUCAGCAUUUCGAAGACAUGUUGGAUGUGAUACUAUAUGGAUUGGAACGAAAAACAUUCUUAUAAAAGAGAAUCAUAAACGGAUCAAGUUGGAUGAAAAUCAAUCAGACAAUUGA